This is a messenger RNA of Arabidopsis thaliana (thale cress), 1703 nucleotides long. RefSeq names its product transmembrane protein, putative (DUF677). The transcript is spliced from 2 exons. Gene Ontology annotation, cellular component: membrane. The coding region runs from base 388 to 1470 and encodes 360 amino acids. The record is from RefSeq and is marked reviewed. Lineage: Eukaryota; Viridiplantae; Streptophyta; Magnoliopsida; Brassicales; Brassicaceae.
GCACUUGCAAGUAAUAAAAUAAACCGACUUGUUACUUGACUUGCCUAUGACGAGUAACUUGAAUUUUCAAGGUGAGUACGAGCCGAGUAGCGAGUACUUGUGCCCCGGCCUAAUUCAACACAUUCACACGGUAACAAAAAGCCAAACACUACAAGAUCUUGUAACAGUAAUUGUGCAUGAAUCGGCUCUCAACAAUUGACUCAUGACACUCAUCCUUCAACAAGAUCUUGUAGCAGUAACAGCUCUUUGAGACUUUGAGUCCUUGUUUUGGUUUUACUAAUAUGACUAGACGAAAAAGACAAUAAUUAAGUCUUUCAAUUGAUUACCAUUUAAAGUCAACGUUAUGAGUCAGUAGCUUUCCAUUGAUGAAUCAAGUUCAGCUUUUCGAUGCCGCACUGUUUUACCUUCAAGCCAGCUUCUCCAGAGGGCUCUCUCGGCGACGACCAUCUUCCCCAUCCUUCCCCAGAGGGAAGUGUUGCCUCCACUUUUAACCUCAGCCACGAGUUAGCUCAUGCUUUUCAAACCCCGUCGUACCACGACAUACGUUCACGGCUUCUUGUUAUUGACCCAACACAAGAAAAUCUCGAGCUGUUUCUUUCUCAAGAGCUCAGACCAAACAACGAAUCCGUUCAAGAAGCUCUUAGUCUUAGACACGCCAAGCAAACUACACUUACCAAUCUUGUCUCUACUUACUUCCAACACAGCGAAGACGCCACCCGAUUUUGCUUGAAUCUUUACCAAAACGUCCACAGUGCUCGCUGCCACCUCUACACACCCCUCUUAGACCUCUUCAAUAUCUUUCCCCGUGAUUCCCAUUCCGCAAUUGACGAGUCCUUCUGUAACUUAGCAUUCGACGUUUUUCUUAAGCUUGACACGUUUGAAAACCCUUUCGCAUCUCCUGAAUCUCACAGCUUUCAAGACACCCAAUUAUGCUUUUAUCAGCUGGCUGACAAGCUGGACACCCGUAUUCGUAAGUCUAAGUCACGGGUCCGCCUCCUCCAUCAUGCCACAGCUGGUUCUGCCUUAUGUCUUGUAACUGCUGUUGUUGUGGUUGCUGCUUCUGCGGCAUUUAUCGCAUAUCAUGCACUUCCCACCAUUCUUGUUGUUGCAGGUCCCUUGUGCACUCCCUACCUCCCUCACAGUUUCAAGAAGAAGGAGUUGUCUAACAUUUUUCAGCUAAAUGUUGCUGCCAAGGGUACUUUUGCGCUCAACAAAGAUCUUGACACCAUUGACCGUCUUGUCUCCCGUUUGCACACGGGGGUUAAAAACGACAAGCUUCUUAUUCGCCUUGGAUUAGAGAGGGGGAGGGACGUGUAUACAAUUCCGGAGUUUGUGAAACAGCUUCGAAAGAGCCAUGUUAACCACACCCAUCAACUCGAGGUUCUUGUGGAUCAUAUAUGUCGUUGGUUCACUAAUGUUAACAAAUCCAGAUCGUUGCUCCUUAAAGAGAUCCUUCGUCCCCAAACGUAAGCUCCUCAACCUAUUUGUAUCAGUGGUUUUUUGAGCUUAUGCGAGAGGACAACAGGACCGAGGCAAUAUACAGACGUUGUAUCUGUAGCUAGGAAUAGAGACUUUUUAUCAUCAUAUUUGAUAGAUCAUAGACUUGUCUGCAUUAAGCAGAUAUUGGAUGUUGUAUUGGUUCAUAUCAUCAAAUCAGACAAUUAUUUUGUUUUUUUCACUUCAGGUUAAAGAUUUAACAUUAG